AGUUGCAACAGCUAUGAUGGCAGUUUGAUUACAGAGACAUUGUUAGUGAUACUCAUUAUCAGUUUGAAAUAAUAAAAUGCAGGCAAAAGACAUUGUGUGUUGAAGAAGAUUGUAAGCGGUGUGGUGAUCUAGAUAUGGAUCAACCGUGCUUAGGCAAGACAGACUGUUCAGUAUGUCAUUCUAGCAAUGGUGUUCUCUGCCGAGCUUGUCUCAAGGUUAGAUACGGUGAAGAAAUGGAGGUGGUGAGAAGAAAUAAGCAAUGGAUGUGCCCUCACUGCAUAGAGGAUAAAGGAAUUAAACCAUAUUGGAUAUGUAACAGUUCAUUGUGCUUAAGGAAGAGAAAGAAGGUUCCAACUGGGGUUGCUAUAUUCAAAGCUCGUGAGAUGGGAUACAAAUCGGUUGCACAUCUACUAAUGGAUGAGCUUCAACGAACAUUGUAGAUGAAGAGGUAGAUAACUAUGCGCAUGGGCGGUGGGGCCAUGCAUGAAGUAGUGGGUUCAAUUGAAACCACUGGACUUUGAAUUUUUUUUUUAAGAAUUAUGUAGCAGUGAUACCAUUAAAAUUGUUCAAAUUAAUUCUAUGUUUAUUAUAUUUUUAUACUAUUUUGUUUUGUACGCAUAACUAUUAAUGGUUGAAGACACUUAUAUGGAUACUAUUACAACAA
Camellia sinensis is the source of this 664-nucleotide messenger RNA. The record is from RefSeq and is a predicted model, not a curated record. NCBI's taxonomy places the organism in Eukaryota, Viridiplantae, Streptophyta, Magnoliopsida, Ericales, Theaceae.